Molecule: messenger RNA, 1760 nt
Organism: Camellia sinensis
Lineage: Eukaryota; Viridiplantae; Streptophyta; Magnoliopsida; Ericales; Theaceae
Product: Saccharopine dehydrogenase
Biological process (GO): glycolipid biosynthetic process
Cellular component (GO): plasma membrane; mitochondrion; lipid droplet
Source: RefSeq, a predicted model, not a curated record
AAAAUUGGCACUCACUCACACACCCCUAAAACCCUAAAAAACAUAAGCAUGAUAUGUGUAUCUUCCCAUCAUGUAAAUUGAAAGCAUAUUUCUCUCAAAUCUGUUACUUGAUUGUGAUUUGAUUCUUUCAAUUCAAAGCAUAGCGAAAGAUGGAAAAUCCCACCUCUUAUGACCUCAUAAUCUUGGGUGCCUCUGGUUUCACAGGCAAGUAUGUAAUCAAAGAAGCCCUUAAAUUUCUCGACACCCUUUCUUCCCCACUCAAAUCCAUCGCUCUAGCUGGCCGUAACCCAAACAGAGUAUCUCAAGCACUGACAUGGGCCACUCACCCCAACCCACCACCCCCAAUUCCCAUCCUCACCGCGGACACCACCGACCCAGCUUCCCUCCGCCGCCUCGCCGCCCACACCAAGCUCAUCCUCAACUGCGUCGGCCCGUUCCGCCUCUACGGCGAGCCCGUCGUCGCCGCCUGUGCCGAUUUGGGCUGCGAUUACCUCGACAUAUGCGGCGAGCCGGAGUUCAUGGAGAGAAUGGAGGCCAAGUACCACGAUGAGGCGGUGGAUAAGGGUUCUUUGGUGGUUUCGGCUUGUGGGUUUGAUUCGGUUCCGGCUGAAUUGGGGUUGAUCUUCAAUUCUAGGCAGUGGGUGUCCCCGGCUGUGCCGAAUCGGAUUGAGGCGUAUUUGAGUCUGGAAUCGGAUAAGUGGGUUGUUGGGAAUUUCGGGACAUAUGAAUCGGCGGUUUUGGGAGUGGCCAAUGCUGAUAGAUUGCAGCAAUUGAGGCGGUCCAGACCCAGAAGAGCUCGGCCUUUGAUUCCUGGUCCUGCCCCUCCCAAAGGACCAAUAAUAGAACACCAGAAGAAGAUUGGACUUUGGGCUGUCAAACUACCAUCAGCAGAUUCUGUUGUUGUUCGGAGGACACUUGCAACUCUGAAAGAAAACCCCUGUGGUCUUCCAGGGGUUAAUGAGAGUGCCAAACAGAUUGAAAAGAGGGAAGCCUUUUGGCCAACGGUGAAGCCAGCUCACUUUGGAGUGAAGAUAGCUUCUAAAUCUGUGUUUGGUAUCAUUCGGUUCAUCAUUGUUGGAAUAUUCAUUGGGCUUUUGGGUAAAACCAACUUUGGGAGGUGGCUUCUCCUAAAAUUUCCCUCAAUUUUCAGCCUUGGGUGGUUUAAGAAGAACGGUCCCAGUGAGGAUGAGGUGAGAAGUGCUUCUUUUAAGAUGUGGUUUGUUGGACAUGGAUUUAGUGAUAGCACCCUUGCGGCACAGGGAAACAUGAAACCCGAUAUGGAAAUAAUAACAAGAGUAAUGGGUCCGGAGAUUGGCUAUUUGACCACUUCAAUAGUUCUAAUUCAGUGUGCUCUUGUUCUACUAAGCCAACGUGGUAACUUGCCAAAAGGAGGAGUUCUAACACCUGGGAUUGUAUUCGGCCCAACAGAUCUUCAAGAACGACUCCAAGAGAAUGGAAUAUCUUUCGAUUUCAUUUCAAAGAGUGCUCUCUCUACCUAAAUGGCAAGGUCUUUGUCACAUUAAUAUUACAAAAUUUGGUGCCUUUUUAAGCAGUUGUAUCAUAUGUUUUGGUUUCUUUAUAUGCUUGGUGUGUGCUACUAUUGAGAAUUUAAAAAACCUUUCUACAUCUGUAUCUUGUGACGCCUCCUUCAUCUCAUUGCAACUUGGCAAACACAAAAAACAGCUAAUUUUGAAAGCUCUGUAUGUAUAUUAUUAUGACAUCCUAUUCCUUCGUAAACCUUUUUAUUCAAGUUGAAAACA